Nicotiana attenuata is the source of this 5084-nucleotide messenger RNA. RefSeq lists its product as uncharacterized. Lineage: Eukaryota; Viridiplantae; Streptophyta; Magnoliopsida; Solanales; Solanaceae. The record is from RefSeq and is a predicted model, not a curated record. Gene Ontology annotation, molecular function: protein binding. The transcript has 11 exons. The coding region runs from base 232 to 4449 and encodes 1405 amino acids.
ACUCCAACCUAAACCCCCUUACCCCGCUCUCUGUCUGUCUCUCUCUCUCUCUCUCUACAAAAACCCAGAACACUCACAACUGUCUCUUUCAACUCUCUCAAAUAUUCCCCUUUUCUUCAUUACCAAGCAAAAAACUAUUCUUAGCAUUCAUCCAAAAAAAAAUCAAAAAACCAUAAAUCCCCAAAUUUGCGAUUUUAUUCACAUCUCAAAACCCUUCAUCAUCAUCGGAUUAUGUCGUCGGCAGCCGCCGCCGCAGAUUUUCAUUCUCCGAUCAGUUCCUCCGUUCAAUCAUCUAACCCUAACUUUAAUCCUAAUAGCUCUAAGUUCGAUGCAGGCUUUGAUUGCAAACCGGGUUCGGGUCGAUCAAGGCGAAAGCCGAGACUUGUGAAGAUGAGGAAACAAUCGGGUCCUCGAAAUGUGGACCCGAAUGAUUUGAAGUUUAAUCCGGUUAACCCGGUUAACAAUGUGAGUUUUGUAUUUGGUGCUACUAGUAAGAGUGAUUCUACUUUGAAUACGAAUUUGGAUAAUUUUAGUGCUGUUUUUAGUGCUAAUAAGAGUGAUUUUGCUUCGACCUCAGGAGCAGAAAUUGGCAGUGAGGGUUUUGGUGCUAGUAAGAAUUAUUAUUCGAAUUUGGAGAAUUUGGGUUUUGUUUUUGGAGCUAAUAAUAUUACGAGUAGCUUGAAAUUUAACUCUAAGAACAAGAAUGAGGAUCGAAUAAAUAAGAAUAACUUGGGGUCCUAUCCAAAUGUGUUGAAUGAGGCGCCUGCUUGUAGUGAGAGUGAUAGUAAUAUAAAGUCGAGUUUAGAGUUUGGGCAGAGGAAGUCUAAUGGCAAUGUAGGGAAACCGCAAGUUGAUCACAUCAAGGUCAAGAAUCUUGAUAAUGUCAGUUCUAGUUUUGUUGUUAAUGAAUUUGAGUCAGCUACUGAUCCAAAGGUCGAGCAAAGUGAGUCUCGUAAAAGUGAGCAAUCGGGUAGUUUCCACUUUGGGGAAUUUGCUACUGGAAGUACAUUGCAGUCGGAUAAAUUGAAAGCUAACUUUGUGUUUGGUGCUAGUAGACCUAACUUUGACUUGGGGAAUGGAGUGUGUAAUAAAGAUGGAGCAGAUAGGGGGUCAGAAUCUCAGGGUCCAAAAUCGACGGGCACUUUUGCUUUUGGCAGUGGCAUUGAAGGAAAAAACAAAGUGAAUGAAAAUACAAAGCUUGCUGAAGAUGUGGAGGAUUUUAAUAGUGAGAAGACCCAAAAUCACAAUGGUUGUUGGAGUGCUCAAAAAAGUAACUUGGGUGCUGAUGGGAAGCUCAAGUUUACUUCAAGUAGUAGGAAUGUUGUGGACACUGAUUUACCAAAAGCCCCCAUUUUUAAACUCUCUGAUGAGAUGAAUUCAUUGAACAUUGGCCAUUCAGCACAGGUUAAUGGUGCUGAGAAGACCAAUAACAUGAAUGAAAAGUCACGUGUCGACAUCCAGAAUGUAUUUGUGUUCGGACUUAACCAAAAAACAUCAAAUGUUACAACUGAAAGCACCAUGCGUAAUCCUUGUGAUCAGCCCAAGGAUUUGAAUUUGAAAGAUCAUGGUAGUGGCUGUGGUGUUGCUAAAGCUGAUACAACUGAUGGCGAACCAAAUGCUAAGAAAGCUUGUGCACCCGAAAUUGGUGAAAGUUUUGCUAGUUCAUUAAAGGGAAUCAAGGACAAAAGGAUGCCUGGAGAAACGGUGCAUACAAAUGCUAAAUUUGGUCUUUCCAGUGAGCAAGUAAAUUCAUUUUGCUUCUCAGCAGGAACCUCUGGGAAGGAAAAUCAGCCAAUAAAUUUUAACACUACGACCGGUACGUUGAAUGAAUUACUGCAGAAUAGUCUAAAUAGUGACACGGAGAGGGAUAAGAUCCCCUUUCCAUUAUUUACACCAGAGGUUUUUGGUUCCCAGCACAAAGUUGACACCGCGGAAGCACCUCCUGGCCAUCAAGAUGAGAAAAAGGAAGAGUUCAGCUUUCCAAGCACACCAUUUGUACCUGGGACGCCCAUUUCUGAUUUUAGUGCAUCUAAUUCUAAUAUAUCGUUUUCUUUUACUGCAAAUUUAUUUUCCGGAGUAAAUGAUAAGUUGGGUUGUGGAACAAGUAGCAGAUUGAGGAACAAAAAAGUGAAAAAGAAGAAGUCAUUGAGGCAACGAACCUUGGCACAGCAGUUGGCUGGGCAGACUGAUUCGUCCAACGAAGGCAGUUCUAAGCACAAUAAUGAGUCUCCUGGAUGUUGUUCACCUAUGGAUUUUUCACCAUAUCAGGAUACAAAUUCUUCAACAUCUGCUGGUUAUUCUACUGGGGCUACUGAAACUAAGGAGGAUGUGGUUGCUCCCAAAGAAGCACCUGUUUUCAAUGAGUCUGAGAAGAAAUGUGGAGAAGGAAAUGAGAAAUAUUAUGGGUCUGAUUCUGGAAAAGACUCUGAUACUCAGAGAGAUUCUAGUUCCUAUACUUCACCCUUGGCACAAGAUGGGUUAUCAUCCAUAAGGCGCCAGUAUAGGAAGAAAUACAAGUUGAAAGUUGAUAGUGGUUCAAACAACUUAAAUCACAGGAAAGUCGAGUUUUCGUCUGAUGCAGUUCAACAUUCUUCCUCUGGUCGCAAUUGUUCAGAAGACAUCCAAAGCGGAGUUAAAUCUCAUGUGCGGAGUAAAGGGAUUCAUGUGUCGAAAGCUGAUGAAGAUCAUGGGAAGCUGGGCCUCACUGAUUGUGAAUCCUGUGAACAGUGGCGGAUCAGGGGAAACCAAGCUUAUAAGGCUGGAAAUCUUCUGCAAGCUGAGGAUUUCUACACUAAGGGUAUCAAAUCAGUCUCUGCUACAGAAAUUCCAGCCUCUUGCCUGGAGGCUCUUGUGUUAUGCUACAGCAACCGAGCUGCCACGCGAAUGUCACUUAGAAGGAUGAGGGAAGCCAUCAGUGAUUGUUCAUCUGCAGCUGCUUUAGAUUCUAACUUUCUUAAAGUAAAACUAAGAGCAGCAAAUUGUUAUCUGGUUCUUGGCGAGGUUGAAGAAGCAAUUCAGUAUUACAACAAUUCCUUGGAAUCAAGAAUAAAUUUGUGCCUGGAUAGGAGAAUUACAAUUGAUGCAGCAGAUGGCUUGCAAAAGGCACAGAAAGUAUCUGAACAUAUGCAUCGGUGUGCUGAACUUUUGCAACAAAGAACUUCAGAUGCAGCAAAAAAUGCACUUGGAACUAUCGAUGAGGCCUUGUCUAUCAGCUGCUAUUCAGAAAAAUUACUUGAAAUGAAAGGAGAGGCUCUUUGCAUGCUGCAGAUGUAUAAUGAAGUGAUUGAGCUAUGCGAGAAUACUCUUGAUAUUGCUGAAAAGAAUUUUACCUCUGACUUUGCAAACUUGAAUGAUUUCAAUUGCAAAAGCUCCUCUAUGAAGCUUUGGAGAUGGCGCCUCAUGUCCAGGUCGUACUUCCAUCUUGGAAAGUUUGAGGUGGCUCUUAACUUAAUUGAGAAACAAGAGGAAGUGGUUUCUGUUGGGAAAAGAUCUGGAAACAUGACCCAGGAAUCAUCAUCUGCUCUAGCAGCCACUAUCCGUGAACUUUUGCGUUGCAAGAAAGCAGGAAAUGAGGCAUUUAAGUCUGGAAAGUAUACGGAAGCAAUAGACCAUUAUAGUGCCGCUAUAUCCAGCGGCGUUGAGUCGCGUCCUUUUACAGCUAUCUGUUUCUGCAAUAGAGCGGCUGCUCACCAAGCUCUUGGUCAGAUUGUUGAUGCCAUUGCAGAUUGCAGUGUUGCCAUUGCUCUUGAUAAGAACUACACAAAGGCAGUUUCAAGGAGGGCUACCUUACAUGAAAUGAUUAGAGACUAUGAGCAUGCUAUAAAUGAUCUUGAGAGGCUCAUAUCCCUUCAGGAGACUCAAUCACAAGAAAGGACUCGACAAUCUGAGGCGCUAGAUAAGUCAAAUGGAAGCAGUGCUAAAGAAGCAAAGCGAACUCGUCGACAGAUUUUGUCAAUUCAGGAGAAGGCUAAAAGAGGGACUCCAUUAGAUCUUUAUCUUAUCUUGGGAAUCAAGUCAUCUGAUACGGAAUCUGACAUCAAGAAGGCAUACAGGAAAGCAGCCCUGAGACAUCAUCCUGACAAGGCGGGUCAAAUUUUGGCAAGGAGUGAUGCUGUGGAUGAUGGAGGGUUGUGGAAAGAGAUCUCUGAGACUGUUCGCACGGAUGCUGAUAGGCUAUUCAAAUUGAUUGGGGAGGCAUAUGCUGUACUCUCAGAUUCCGACAAGCGUUCAAAGCAUGAUUUAGAAGAGGAAAUGAGGGAUGUUCAAAGGGACAGUAUGAGAAACAGUGAUUCUUGCAGACCAUCUGAUUCUUACUCUUCUCCAUUUGAGAGGACCAACUGGUCUAGGAGACAGUCUAACUUUUACAGUUCUCCAUUUGGAAGAAGCAGUAGCAAGCGCUAUGGACAGGAGUAUUGGAGAACCUAUGGAGAGUCACAUCCACGAUGGUAAAAGAUAUGUACGCCUAUGGUACUUUUACAUAUCUCUAGAAUUAGAGAUGGUGCCUGCAGCUCUGUACAAAGAUGAAGCUUUGAUUAGUUCGGCUCCUGCUUGUCCAGUGGAGCUGUCGGACGAUAAUUGGCAAUAAGAGCUGUAUAUUUAUGAAUUUACUUGCGACCAAGACAUGUCAUUGAAGAAGUUGCUUGUGCAGUCACACAUGCAAUGUUGCAAGGCACAUCAGGAUGUUCAGUGACUCUGGUCGAGGAAGAUGGAAAUGCCUAUUUCCUUGAACCCGUAAUUUCAUAUCGUGGAAGCACUCGAGUUUGAGUAGAUUCAUUGUGAUAGAGGCCUGCAGGUAUCUGUGAACACGAUGUAUUAGUAUAAUCCCUCAAAUGGCAAUUCAACCGUCAUUUCAACUGGUUGAUAUUGAGAAUAAAGUUCAGACCAACUUUCUAGAGCUGCUGCAAAAUGCUCAGCCACGAGAGAAUUUAGCGCAAAUUUCAGUUGCAUGCAUGCAGCCAUUAUUUCAGAUGUAUAUUUUUAUGUAAUUAUAUGCUGCUCAUUCAGGUCGAUGAUUAUUUUGGAAAAUCGAAUGAUAGCCUUUUUGUUUUAAUCUUUUGGUUGCCUAAGGUCUAAAAGUUACUCCC